This is a messenger RNA of Prunus dulcis (almond), 1049 nucleotides long. RefSeq lists its product as uncharacterized. The coding region runs from base 318 to 1049 and encodes 243 amino acids. NCBI's taxonomy places the organism in Eukaryota, Viridiplantae, Streptophyta, Magnoliopsida, Rosales, Rosaceae. The transcript has 6 exons. Gene Ontology annotation, biological process: protein desumoylation. The record is from RefSeq and is a predicted model, not a curated record. Gene Ontology annotation, cellular component: nucleus. Gene Ontology annotation, molecular function: deSUMOylase activity.
UGAAGGGGACAACGAGGCUACUGCCACGGUUCGGAAACCAGCUGGUGAAGGCAAAGGGUGCAGACUUAAGCGGGCUGCGACACCAUUGUUGAGUCCAUUCACCGAUCCCUCCAGGAAAAAGAGGAAGGUUACUGAUUUGCAUGCACAGACACCUCAGCCCCGUUUUGAUCCAACAAAACCCGUGGCCAUGGACGAUGUGAAGGCUAUCAUACAACUUUGCAGGGCUUGGAAAACUGACAUCAGUGCGGAGCUGGAGCUCGAACCAUUUGAAGUUGGGGCAGAUUUUUUUUUACAAACUGUUAGAUGAAACUGCAUGGAUGAGCUCGAGGCACCUUGACAUGGCCAUGUUUCUAAUACGCAAAAGACAACUCUCUCAUCCGCAACUAUUUGGAAGGGAGUGGACAACCGCCGAGUUUUGUCUGCAGCAAUUUUUACAGCCGUUUGCAAUGCCAAGUGGGAAACGAGUCACGAGGAAACAAUCUGCUGCAAGCACCGUUCACCCUCCCCCUAACUACCUCAAAAAUGUACACCACUUUGUCAAUGGGUCAUGGCAACAUGGGUAUGCGCAAGCAUGGACGAAAGUGCGCAAGGUCUAUCUCCCGUAUAAUGUUCGACAGUCCCAUUGGGUAGCAGUAGAAGUCGACUUUGUGCGACAUACUGUCACUGUCUAUGACUCGUAUUCUGAUUUUACCUCCAACAGUAUGCUUGUCCGAUUCAUGGAGCCUAUUACCCAUACGCUUGCAAAGGUGCUGCAUGAAAUGAGGUUUUAUGAGAAAUCGGAGGUUGAAGCGGUGAAGAGAAAGGGGACUGACAUGUCAAACUUUAACCCAUUCACAAUUUGCAGAAUUUCCGAUGUUCCUCAACAAACUGAUGGUACUUCAUGUGGCAUUAUGACAGUCAAAUUUAUUGAGUACCUUAGUGCCGGCAUUCCUUUACAUACCAUUGACCCAUCGAAGUUUGGUGGUCUUUCCAGCUUCAUACCCAUAUUGACAUCUCAGAUUCUGUACAUGGAUGUGAAAGAAGUUGCAGGCUGUUUUGUCGUAUUGUGA